Molecule: messenger RNA, 2861 nt
Organism: Hydra vulgaris (swiftwater hydra)
Lineage: Eukaryota; Metazoa; Cnidaria; Hydrozoa; Anthoathecata; Hydridae
Source: RefSeq, a predicted model, not a curated record
UAAGUUCACAUUUGGAGAGAUUUUUUAAAUAUUAAACUAAUAUAUCUCAUGGUUAUUACUUAAUAUGGAAAUAUUUUGACUUGCAAAAUUUGUACCAGUUAUUCUGAGUGGCAAACAGGUACUGUUAUUGUAAGUGUCAAAGUGAGUGGUAAGGAUCAUUUAACUUUUUUUAGUGAUAUACAUAUUUAAGACAAAUAAACUUUGAACCUUUUAUUUAAAUAUUAUUUUUUUGAUUUGUUUUACAUUCCUAAAUUUAUUAAGAAACUCAUCAGUUGUAACUAUUUAAUGCUUUAAUGGUAUAAUGGGUCGACACAUAUUUAAAGGAGAAUUCAAAAAACAUUUAAUUAGUAAUUUUACAUUGCCAUCUAACACAAAUAUUGGGUGCAUGAAUGGACACGUUCUGUUUCUUUAUACUAGCAAUGGUGAGUUGUUUAGCAAAACAGUUGCAAAAGUCAAUGAGCAUUUUAACUUGAAUAUUUGCUCCAGUCAUAUCAAAAAAGUAGUGUACAUAGCCAAAAACUGGUCUAAAAAUUUUUUAAGAAAAUAUGAAAGUUGUGUUGCAUUUUGUAAUGAGCCCUUUAUAAACCGUGAACCACUGAUUACAAUUUUAUCGCAGCCUAUCUUAAGUAACACUAAUUACACAAUAUCACAUUCUUCUGUUUAAUCAUUGUCAGAACACAGCAGUGUCACAUCUCUGAUACGUAAUGAACCUUCAUGUUCUGCUGGACAUGAAGCAAAUUUAACUACUAGGCAGACUUCAAUAGAAAAAUUGAGCCCUAGGAAGAAAAAAUUAACUAACUGGUUGUCUCAUUUGUCUUCUAGAUUAUAUGUAACGAAGUGGAUCAUACAGCUUUUUUAUAUUCAAACUUUCACUUUAAACCCUUUGAAGAAUGUCGUCGUAUGGUCAUAUCAAAUAUUUCAAACACAAUGUCGGACAGAGUAUCUGUUAACCAUCUUACAAUAAAAAAAAUUGGUGAAACUUGGGGUAAAAGUCUCAAUGAAUUAAACUGUCAUUUGCACCCUCUUGACACAAUUGCCACAUCGUGUCGUUCAGCAUUAAAGUCUCUAGAGCUUGAUAGCUGCAAAUUAUAUGGAAAUGUUAAUUUUUUAGACAAUAAUAAACUACCACGAGGUAUCAUUCCAAGGUAUCGUGGAAAUCUCCUUCACGUUCUGUUCCACACUUGUUUUAUUUUUAUAAAACAUUAUAACAAAUUUUCACAUUUUUUAACUAUAGGAACAGUAAAAAUAAAAACUUUACAAAGGGUUCUGCGAGUAGCAUUUUGUAAUACAACUGCUAUAAAGCAAAUGUGUCUACUUGCUUUAUUUGGAAAACUUCUUACAGGCCCGUGGAUGACAAUGUUUUAUGUGUCAUCUGAGAAAGCAUAUUUUGAUCAUGUUGGUGGUAUCCAGAUUGUUAAAAAUGUUGUGCAAACAAUUAAAGACUGCAAAUGCGAUCCAGCUGCAAUAUUUUGCAGAACAACAGAUUUUUUUGGAAAUGCUCUCAAAGCAAAUGUGUUAGAACCAUUAACAAAAAUAUGUAGAAUUGAUGACGAGCUCAUUGCCAUGAUCUUGGCUUGCCUCAAUGCAAUAGAAGUGGUUUUAAAUCAACAGUAUAAGCGCUAUUUUUCCAUUACCAUUACAGAAGCACUUUCCAUUACCAUUACAGAAGCAAAAAGAAACAGCUAGUGCAAGGCUUCAUUACAUAGAUAGUGAAGAGUUAAUGGGAAUGUUCAGUGCUGCAAAAGGAAGAUCUCCUAAUGCAUCUAUUGAUUAUAUAUCUUGCAAAUUACGAACCAAAAAGAAUGGGACAAUGGAUUAUCUGGAUAAUCUUGAUGACUUUUCUAGAAAAAUGGUAGUUCAGUGGUCUAUUCAGGCAGCACGUAAAAAACGAAUAAAAACUCGACUACAACAUACUGAAAUUAGAGCUGAGAUUUCUAAAAGACAGACUAUAAAACGCCAAAAAAUUGAUGAAAAAGAAAAAAGAAAGUUAGAGCAACAAUUAACAUUAUUAACUAUCAGUGAAAUUCUGAAUUUGUUUAAAAACUUAUCUACUAAGCAAAUUGAUGAUUUAAAUGAUGUUAUGUGUGAAAGAAUUGUUGGGAGAAAUCUUUGCCAUGAAUGGUAUGAUUCCGAUACAGCAAUGACAGUCUUGUAUAAUGGCAGAGUAGAAAAACUUAAAAAAGCUCAGAAAGAUAUUAUAUACACUAUUUCUUAUUGGACUAGAGAAGAAAAUGAUACUGAAGCAGUUGAUUAUUAUAUGAAAAAAUUCCAGCUAGUUGCUGACAUUGUAUCCGGUCAGAGGGGGAACCAUCUAUAACUAUCACAAAGCAUUGUGUGGUGUAUUUUGAGUUUUGGUUGUCAAAAAAAAAAGGAAGAGGGGGGGGCAACGACACGCCCCCUCGCUCAUCUACACCCUUGAAACAAAUGGUGCGCUGCUAGUGAUUUUGUAAAGUAGUAAAAUAUAAUUUUUGAUUUAAAUACUAGAUUUCUUUUUUAAUUAUAAAGAUAAAUAUUUAUAUAAAGAGUCAUUUUUGAUAAUAGGGUGUAUGAAACCAUCACCCUUACAUCCACCCAAUGGCAAUGAUUAGUCUUCUAUAUUUGAUUGUGAUCUGAUAGCUAAUUACAAAAACAUCUUGCAUAUAAAAAUUUACAUUUUCAUUAAAAGAAAACACUUUUUUAUAAAUAUAGUAAGUCUUUAUUGCCGGUAAGGAUGGUGGUUUUGUGCCCCCUCUUACCCCCGGAUGCGCCCAUUGUCUAGAAACUUUUAUAAAUUUGUAGAUGACUCUUGUAUCUAUCUUUUGAUACCAAGAUAUAAUCAUUUGGAUAAGAAUUAGUUAAGUUAUAAUAAUUUUAGUUAAUAA